AGAGUCAGUUCCUUCUGUCUACAAGCAGGCAUGUCUUCCACCAGCACUGACUAUGCAGGGGAUCAGACAAGUGAUCAGGACAGUCUUAGAAAGAAGAUCAAGGACAAUUUAAGCAGAUAUGAUGUUGGCAGCCGAUACAAUCACAUUCCUCUUCAGAAAGCCUCAGUGCUGCUCCCUCUGCAAAUUAGACAAGGCAGAUUGUACCUUCUUCUAACUGUCAGAUCAAUGAAGCUGAAAACUAUGCCAGGAGAUGUGUGCUUUCCCGGAGGAAGACAAGAUCCAUCCGACCAAGAUGAAAUAGAAACUGCUCUAAGGGAAUCCAAAGAGGAGAUAGGACUGUGUGCUCACCAAGUGGAAAUUGUUUGCAGGCUUCUUCCCUAUGUUACCAAGUCUCCAGUUUUCUUGGUCACUCCAGUAGUUGGGAUUGUAGAAGACACCUUCCAACCAACACCUAACCCCAAUGAGGUUACAGAGGUCCUCUAUGUUCCCUUGGAUCUGUUCAUCAGCUUGGACCAUUACACUGCAAUACCAUACAACAUACCCCCUUUCGGAAAGCAGACCAUCCAUAAGUUUGAGCAUGAGGAUCCACAGACUAAGAAAAGCUUUUACAUUUGGGGGUUGACCGGUCAUUUUGCCUUACUGAUUUCAGUGAUCCUGCUAGAAAGACGUCCAUUGUUUGACCCAGAGUUUGAUCUGGAGAGCACAUUGAAGGUUUGUGAAAAAACUAUCUUGGACUUUAAUAAUAAGAGUAAGCUGUAGUGAUCCCAAAGAAGAAAUGAAUGUCAGGUAUCUGGGGCCAAAUGUUAU
Molecule: messenger RNA, 807 nt
Organism: Nanorana parkeri
Lineage: Eukaryota; Metazoa; Chordata; Amphibia; Anura; Dicroglossidae
Gene: NUDT7
Product: nudix hydrolase 7
Exons: 4
Coding region: 31-759 (242 amino acids)
Biological process (GO): nucleoside diphosphate metabolic process; coenzyme A catabolic process
Molecular function (GO): manganese ion binding; magnesium ion binding; coenzyme A diphosphatase activity
Source: RefSeq, a predicted model, not a curated record